Molecule: messenger RNA, 2292 nt
Organism: Durotheca rogersii
Lineage: Eukaryota; Fungi; Ascomycota; Sordariomycetes; Xylariales; Xylariaceae
Exons: 5
Coding region: 1-2292 (763 amino acids)
Biological process (GO): nuclear-transcribed mRNA catabolic process, nonsense-mediated decay
Cellular component (GO): telomerase holoenzyme complex
Molecular function (GO): telomerase RNA binding; protein binding; telomeric repeat DNA binding
Source: RefSeq, a predicted model, not a curated record
AUGCUGCCUUCAGAAGGUGCGACCAUUUUCGAGUCCUACACGAAAUAUCUUCGAAGGCAAUAUAACAUACGCUGUCCCUUGGAUAACUGCGUUCACGAAUAUCCCGACACGGAUGACCGGAUCCGGGCACAUCUAUCCUCACAUCACCCAGCCUUAUUAGAGCGCGCAGACAUUGCACAACUUAUACAGGACAUAAGACUAGGAGGAACGGCUGCGGUCGAUAGACUCUCGGAACAGCCAGCUAAUUCUCAACCCCCCGGGAACAGGCAAGUAGAUUCGCCGCCGCGAGAAGAUGAUGAUAAUGGCGCGGGCCCAAGCAAGAGACGGAAGUCCACCAGUUCCUCAAAUAGGCCCAAGAUCAAGCCAGCGAGUCCGCCCAGGCGGUCUCGUGCCCGGGUUCCGUCCACCACUGCCAACGACCCCGAUUUCGUAAGGUCGCCGCAUCUAGGGGCGGGGACGCUAUGGAGUGCAGAUGACAAUUCCCCUUCUCCUGCCUUGCGACCAAAGCAGCCUGUGCCGAGAACUUCUCACCAGCCUAGGAGCCGGCCCAAUGUCGAUGAUGGCGGCGAGAUAACCAUGAUGCGACAACCAGAGACCCGCCAAAUCGGUCAAGACCAGUUGAUUGUCGAAGUCAAGGGGAUAUACGCGGGCCUCGUCAUGGUGGAGUCCAAGUGCAUAGAAGUUGACCAUGCGCAGUCGUGCCAGAACGAUAUCCAGUUGAACAAUGAGCAGUGGCAGGCGUUGAUAGCCUUGCACAGGACGCUCCUCCACGAGCAUCACGAUUUCUUCCUGGCUUCGCAGCAUCCUUCCGCGAACCAAGCGCUCCGACGGCUAGCGUCCAAGUACGCCAUGCCGGCACGGAUGUGGAGGCAUGCGAUACACUCCUUUCUCGAGCUAUUACGCCACCGGCUUCCGCAUUCCCUGGAGCAUAUGCUAACCUUCAUCUACCUGGCCUACUCGAUGGUCGCCCUCCUGUACGAAACCGUACCCGCCUUCGAGGAUACGUGGAUAGAGUGUCUAGGUGAUCUAGGGAGAUAUAGAAUGGCGAUCGAGGACGAUGACAUUCGGGAUCGAGAAGUUUGGACAUCCGUAUCUCGUCAUUGGUAUUCCAAAGCGUCCGAUAAAGCGCCUACCACGGGGCGACUAUACCAUCACCUCGCGAUCCUUGCGCGUCCGAACCCAUUGGAGCAGCUAUAUUAUUAUACUAAAUCUCUUUGCGUUCCUAUCCCCUUUAACUCUGCUCGGGAGUCUAUAAUGACCUUGUUCGAUCCGAUUCUUGAUCCUAAAAGCUCUCAGCACUCGCGGUUAAUUGCGAUUGAUGUUGCAUUUGUAAAGGCGCACGGGAUUCUGUUUAGUAACAAGUUCUCAGAUGACUUUCAAUCCACAAUUGACAGUUUUUUUAAUAUGCUGGACAACCACAUCGGUCGGACCACUACGAAGUGGAUGGAAUCAGGGUAUUACAUAGCUAUCUCGAACUGCUGCGCACUCUUGUCUUACGGCCAGGACGAUAACAUCAUCCUGAGAGCCAUUCGCCCUCAGAACCCCGAAGAGACCACCGAGCUUAACUCUAAAGAAGCCUUGCUCAGAAAUGGGCCCAAGUCACCGUUCGGAGGUGCGCUUACUCUAGCAGACGGCACAUAUAAUGUUGCGCUUCGCAGACUCGGGGACAUCAAUAUACUUCCCUUUCUCCACGUAGUUAUGGUCUUUAUAUACCACCUAACACUUUACCCCAAUGCCAUGUUCUUCAUUGAGAAAACUUUUCCUUGGAAGUUAGUCUCUCUUCAACUCAACUCUCUGCUUCUCUCGUACCGAGACUAUACCCGGAUCCAAGAAGAGCGGUUCCCCAGGCGGGACAAGGAGCUAGCCCCCCGCCCGCUACCCGAGGAUUUCGCGAUGAAGGGUUUGGUAUGGGUCGACAAGUAUUUCCCUGCCGAUUGGUUUUCAAAUGACAAAAUCGACGACGACGAGAAGUAUUUCGAGGUGGCCUCUAUGACGGACGACCGUAAGGAGAGGGUUUUAUGGCUGGGAUGUCGCAUCGCGAAGUUCGGCAGCUGGCUCACUUACGACGAGAAUUCGCAUCAGUUUGGGGUUGUCCCUCAGUAUGAUAUGGAGAUCGGCCACAUUUCUACGAGUAGCGGCGACCCCGCCGCCGUUUCUGGGAGUCCUCGAGAAGCUUCCUUCGGUUCUAAUUUCGCGUCGACGAAUCGUACCGAGAUCACUGUAUCUCAAAACGACCAAGAUAUGGUCGACAUCGACGAGGAAUUGGCAAAUAAGCCAAUAAUUCGACAGUGA